Messenger RNA from Rhododendron vialii, 926 nucleotides. Its product is annotated as nuclear transcription factor Y subunit B-7. Gene Ontology annotation, molecular function: DNA-binding transcription activator activity, RNA polymerase II-specific; protein heterodimerization activity; RNA polymerase II cis-regulatory region sequence-specific DNA binding. Gene Ontology annotation, biological process: regulation of transcription by RNA polymerase II. The coding region runs from base 45 to 671 and encodes 208 amino acids. The record is from RefSeq and is a predicted model, not a curated record. Gene Ontology annotation, cellular component: nucleus; CCAAT-binding factor complex. The transcript has a single exon. NCBI's taxonomy places the organism in Eukaryota, Viridiplantae, Streptophyta, Magnoliopsida, Ericales, Ericaceae.
AAAUCAUCCCAACAAACUCAAAUCAUUCUCAGACAGAGAGAGAAAUGGAAGAUGAGAGGCCUAAAAGUGGGCCAAAUGGGGCCAAUAGAGGUAGUCCUGAGAGCUCAUGUUCAAAGAACAAUAACAAUGACAAGAACAACACCCACCACAACAAAGAACAAGACCGGUUUCUUCCGAUAGCUAACGUGGGUCGGAUCAUGAAAAAGGUGAUUCCUGGCAAUGGAAAGAUCUCUAAAGACGCGAAAGAGACGGUUCAAGAAUGCGUGUCAGAGUUUAUUAGCUUUGUUACCGGGGAAGCAUCCGAUAAAUGCCAACGCGAGAAGAGGAAGACAAUCAAUGGAGAGGACAUCAUAUGGGCUAUCACCCUCCUGGGGUUUGAGGAUUAUGUCAACCCGCUAAAACAGUAUCUCGCAAAAUAUAAAGAGUUGGAAGGAGAGAAGCUUCAUUUUCCAAAACAACAACCACAACCACCAGCGCCACCACAACAACAAGUACAACCCCACGAGCGCGAACAAAAUAUGCCAUACAAUAGUGUAUAUACACCGGCAAAUCUCAUCUCUCAACCAUCUUUCGUCACAACUGAUCAAUCGUUUUCGCUGCCUUUCCCACAAUCUUCAAUGCAGAAACAAUUGCAACAACAAGAACAUAUGGAUUCAGUGGGACACUGGUGAAAACAGAAUAUGGAUUAAAUCCUUCAAUGUUGGACAUAGUGCAUUUUGUAUAUACGUAUAUAGUUAGUUUGCAUGUAAUGAUAUAAUUAAAAUUUUCUCAAUUCCCCUUUUAUCGUGGCGAUUUAAUUUCUAGAUAAACAUAAAUAGUUCGAAUUACAGUAUGUAAAUUCAACACGAUACAUAUGAUUUCAUAUGAUUCAACUUUUGUUGUUUCAAUUGCAUGCAUUCCAAAAGCUCAUAUUCAGAUAACGUGCA